AUGCCAGCAGACACAAAGAAAUAUCUUGUCCAUGACAUCGUAGUUUUGGUGAUUCUAAUUAUACUUUUCUUCAUCAACAGAAGUGCCAUCCCAGCUACAGCUUCUUCAGGUGUGAAAACUCUUCACUUAGUUGAGUACAUCAUUUCUUGGGUGAUUCAAAUAGUUUUAGUAGUCUUUGAUUACCUUAACUUACCCAACUAAGUUGGUGCUAUGAGAUCAAGUGCUUUAAUUUACCUGAUCGGAGUAUUUGCUGUAACAAUCAAAAUGGGAGUCUUCAACAUCUGGUUUAUUCUUUUCUUCUUUGCUCUCUUACCCUACCAAUUAAUUCUCUGGGUCGAUACUGCUGAAAUGGUUAAUGGGGAAGAAAAAGAACUUAAUCAUGAUGAAUCUCAUCAACCUUUCAUUGACAGAGAUUAAAGCAACUAACCAUUCACCUAUUAAAGAACAUUUAUUAGACAAGAAACUUAAUUAGAUAACCCAGUAAUAAUUUCUUAACAAGAAAAGAUAUUGUAGGACAUUGCAGCAUAAAGAGCAGCUUUCUUCUAACAAUAAAGAUCUCUACCAGUUGGUCAAGUUGAUAAUAACAACGAAGGAGCUAAUAACGCUUGA
Stylonychia lemnae is the source of this 609-nucleotide messenger RNA. Lineage: Eukaryota; Ciliophora; Spirotrichea; Sporadotrichida; Oxytrichidae. The record is from the annotation of a GenBank genome assembly.